Anarrhichthys ocellatus (wolf-eel) is the source of this 825-nucleotide messenger RNA. RefSeq names its product putative Polycomb group protein ASXL3. The coding region runs from base 292 to 603 and encodes 103 amino acids. The transcript has 2 exons. Lineage: Eukaryota; Metazoa; Chordata; Actinopteri; Perciformes; Anarhichadidae. The record is from RefSeq and is a predicted model, not a curated record. Gene Ontology annotation, molecular function: peroxisome proliferator activated receptor binding; chromatin binding. Gene Ontology annotation, cellular component: PR-DUB complex. Gene Ontology annotation, biological process: animal organ morphogenesis; positive regulation of transcription by RNA polymerase II.
AAGAGGCUUGUCCUGCAGUAGCACCAGCCCUGCACUCACACUGCUUCUGUGCUACAGAGAGGCGAUGUGUGUUGAGCUAGUUUAGACGAGGCACUGGACACUCUAGCGAUAAUUAUCAGAGACCAGCAGACACCAUAGCAUCGUCCUGAGGUAAAAGGAACGCCUUGUUCUGGGUCUACACAGUUAACCUAGAACGUAGUUAGCCAUUUUGCUAAGCAGCUAAACCGCCAUCGCAUUGAGGUUGCUUUGUAGACACACAGCAGGAUAGCCGCAGACAUCAGCGCAGAGGAAAUGAAGGACAAACAAAAGAGAAAGAAGGAGCGGACCUGGGCUGAGGCAGCUCGCAUGGUUUUGGAGAACUUCUCAGAUGCACCCAUGACUCCCAAACAAAUCCUCCACGUCAUCCAGACCAAGGGGCUGAAGGAAAUGCGGUCAGACACACACACACACACACACACACACACACACACUGUAGUAGUGUCAGCUGCUGCUGUUGAAGUGGUAUCAACUGUUAUGAAACACGCUGUUCUCUUCAACCUGACUGCUGUAACUAAUGUUAGGAGUCUUCUGUGGCAGAGCUGUACCUUAAGUGUAGAACUAUAAGCCCAGCACAGUGACACUGUGGCUUUUUGUUUAUCAUUCAAUCCAGAGUAGAUCAUUGCAUUUGAUUGAUUAUCAAAUAUAAAAAAAUAUAAGAAUGUUAUUGAUUAUCUUUUGUAUUUAUCAAGUCUUUUAAGCAGUCAGUGAACUGCUCUCACAGCACACGCAUCAACUGAACGUGUAAGUGUGUGUGUGUGUGUGUGUGUGUGUGUGUGUGUGUGUGUG